This is a messenger RNA of Parnassius apollo (apollo), 2043 nucleotides long. Lineage: Eukaryota; Metazoa; Arthropoda; Insecta; Lepidoptera; Papilionidae. The record is from the annotation of a GenBank genome assembly.
AUGGCUGAUCCAAAAAUUGAAGAAAUACUGGCUCCUUUACGGGCUAGUGUUAAAAGUCAAGGUGAUUUAGUUAGAAAAUUAAAGGAAGAGAAAGCUCCAGAAAUGGACAUUAAAAAAGCUGUAGCUGAAUUAAAGGCAAGAAAAAAAAUCUUAGAGGAAAAAGAGUUAAGCCUUGCGCCUACUGAAGAAUUAUUUGACCGGGCCAAAAUGGAAGAUCUUAUUAAAAGGAGGUUCUUUUAUGAUCAAUCUUUUGCUAUUUAUGGUGGCAUAACUGGUCAGUUUGAUUUUGGUCCAAUGGGAUGUGCACUUAAAAGUAACAUGAUUCAACUAUGGAGAAAAUAUUUCAUCCUUCAGGAACAAAUGCUAGAGGUCGAUUGUUCUAUUCUCACUCCUGAGCCUGUAUUGAAGGCAUCUGGACAUGUAGAAAGGUUUGCUGACCUCAUGACAAAGGAUGUCAAAUCUGGAGAAUGUUUCCGAUUAGAUCAUUUAAUAAAAGCUCAUCUUGAAAAAAUAAAGAGUGAAAAAAAUACAAAGGCAGAACUUAAAUUUGAAAUUGAGGAUAUCUUAGUCAAGUUGGAUGGUAUGAAUGCAGAGGAGAUGUCAGCUCUUAUGAAAAGAUUUGAUAUGAAGUCACCUAUUAGUGGAAAUGAGCUUACUCCACCUAUAGAGUUUAAUCUCAUGUUCAACACACAAAUUGGCCCUUCUGGUUUGGUAAAAGGGUUUUUGAGACCAGAAACAGCACAAGGCAUAUUUGUCAAUUUCAAACGCCUAUUAGAAUUCAAUCAAGGUCGCUUACCAUUUGCUGCUGCCCAGAUCGGUAAUUCAUUUAGAAAUGAGAUCUCACCUCGCUCUGGUCUUCUAAGAGUAAGAGAGUUUACAAUGUGUGAGAUUGAACACUUCUGUGAUUCUAAGGACCAUCCUAAAUUUGAAACAGUAAAAGACACUAAAAUGUUAUUUUAUUCUGCUGAUAGUCAGGAACAAGGGAAAGCUGCAGAGAUAAUGACAAUAGGAGAAGCUGUGGCUAAAAAAAUUGUCAACAAUGAGACUUUAGGCUAUUUUAUGGCAAGAAUCCAUUUGUAUAUGCUAGCAGUAGGAAUUGAUCCUAAAAAGUUGAGGUUCAGGCAACACAUGGGCAAUGAGAUGGCUCAUUAUGCAUGUGAUUGUUGGGAUGCUGAGUGCCUUACCAGUUAUGGAUGGGUGGAAUGUGUAGGCUGUGCUGAUAGAUCUGCGUAUGACCUUACGCAACAUACUGGAGCUACUGGUAUAAGACUGGCGGCUGAGAAAAAACUGCCAGCUCCUAAACAGAUUGAGAUUGUGGAAGCUGUGCCAAACAAAGCAGCAAUUGGCAAAGAAUUUAAAAAGGAUGCUAAAGUUAUCAAUGAUUCAUUGGCAGCGUUAGAACCCUCAGCUUUGGAAGAAUUACAAAAUAAACUUGAAAGUGAUGGAGAGUAUAAUCUUAUUACUCCAAAUGGUAACUUUAUACUUACUUCUAAUCUUGUAAGUGUCAAGAAGAGCCAAAAAACUAUUCACGUAGAAGAAAUAAUACCAAGUGUUAUUGAACCCUCAUUCGGUAUUGGCAGGAUUCUAUAUACCAUCUUGGAACAUAGCUUUAGGAUGAGGGAAGGUGAUGAACAAAGAACCUACUUCUCCUUGCCCCCAGCAGUAGCACCAAUGAAGUGUGCUGUUUUACCACUAAGUGGCAAUUCAGAAUUUCAGCCAUUUGUAAGAGAAUUGUCGAAGGAAUUAACAUCUGUUGAUGUAUCACAUAAAGUUGAUGAUUCUUCAGGAUCUAUAGGACGUCGAUAUGCUAGGACAGAUGAGUUAGGAGUUCCAUAUGCUAUUACUGUGGACUUUGAUACAAUGAAAGAGCCACAUACAGUCACAUUGAGAGAAAGAGAUAGUAUGGGACAAGUACGACUCCCUCUUACUGAUGUACCAUUAGUUGUAAGAGAUCUUGCAAAUGCUAAAAUAUCAUGGGCUGAUGUGGAAGGAAAAUAUCCCAAGUUUGAACAGCAGGAGAAUGUUAAAGGUGCAGCGGCAUGA